Messenger RNA from Vicia villosa (hairy vetch), 3126 nucleotides. RefSeq lists its product as uncharacterized. The record is from RefSeq and is a predicted model, not a curated record. The transcript is spliced from 6 exons. The coding region runs from base 1 to 3126 and encodes 1041 amino acids. NCBI's taxonomy places the organism in Eukaryota, Viridiplantae, Streptophyta, Magnoliopsida, Fabales, Fabaceae.
AUGGAUGUUGCGAGGAUUCUUGUUAGGACUAAAUACUGUUUGGUGCUCAACGAGACAUACAAUAUCUCAAUCAAUGAGAAUGUCUUUAGGAUCAAGGUUGUUGAGGAUUCCCAUGGACACAUGAGGAUUACAACAAGGAGCUCAGGAACAGAGGUUUCAGGGAAAAGCGAUUAUUGGCAAAGCUCUGAAGAUGAAGAUGAGAGGAAAAGAGUGUUAUGGUCUGAAUUGGUGAAUCUCAAAAACAAAUAUGAUCAUGGUUGGUGGUGUGUGGGUGGAGAUUUCAACACUAUGAGAGAAAAUAGUGAAAGAUUGGGAAGGAACAAAGAGUGUAGAUCCACUGACAUGAACGAAUUCAAUGAGUUUAUUGAUGUUAUCGAACUCGUGGAUGUGCCGGCAAUAGGAAACAAAUUCACUUGGUCUAAUAAGGAUGGGAGCGCGAGAAGCAGGAUAGACAGGUUUCUAUUAUCAGAAGCUUUGAUCGAUAAUUGGAAGAUCAUUGGACAGAACACGGGCGAUAAAGAUAUUUCUGACCAUUCUCCAAUUUGGUUGAAAGCUAACGAUCAGGACUGGGGACCGAAGCCCUUUAGGGUGAAUUCUUGUUGGUUUGAAAACAAGGAGUUUAAAGGAUUUGUGGAGGAGGUGGAGGAAGCAGGGUUGAAGAGGAGAGAAUGUGAUGAAGCAGAUUUAGAAGAUGCAGAAAUUAAUCUCAAUAUGCUGGCUGCAACAAGGAAAGAAGAGGUUGACAAUUUUUGGAAACACCUUCAUCUUAAAGAGAGUUUAUUGAAGCAAAAGUCAAGGCAAAAGUGGUUAAACGAGGGGGAUCUAAACACCAUACCUGUAUGCCAAGGGUUGAGGUUCAAUCAAAUUUUAGAUAGGGAGAAGUUGCUUUUGGAGGCUGAUUUUUCAAGCGAGGAAAUUAGAGCAGCGGUAUGGGAUUCAGAUGGAGAGAAAAGUCCUGUACCUGAUUUAAUCAAUUUCAGCUAUAACAGCAUCAUUUUUAGCUUUGAUUCCAAAACACCUAACCCCCAAGGCCUUGAAGAAUUUCGGCUUAUUUGUUUAGUAGGCUGCUUAUACAAAAUUCUGGCAAAUCUGCUUGCUAAUAGAAUUAAAACAGUCCUGAAAGGGAUUAUCUCACCAUCUCAGACAGCAUUCGUACCAGGGAGACAGAUUUUGGAUGGUGUUUUGGCUUUGAACAAAAUUAUCGAUCAUGCAAGGAAAGAGAAGAAAGAAUGCUUCAUUUUUAAAGUAGACUUUCAACAAGCAUAUGACUGCGUCAAUUGGAAUUUCUUGCGGUCUAUGCUACUGAAGUUUGGCUUUGGGGAAUUAUGGUGUAGAUGGAUGGAAGCUUGCAUAUUUAAUAGUUCAAUGUCAGUAUUAGUAAAUGGGAGCCCAACUAAAGAUUUUUUGGUGGAGAGGGGCCUGCGACAAGGAGACCCGCUAUCGCCGUUUUUGUUUACUUUGGUGGCCGAAGGAUUAACAGCAUUAGUCCAUAAAGCAGCGGAGGAUGGAAGAUAUGAGGGUUAUAAGAUGGAUGAAAAUUUGGAAAUCAAACUCCUUCAGUUUUCCGACGACACAAUUAUGGUGGGGAAGGGGAAUUGGAAUAAUUUAUGGAGUAUCAAGGCUAUUUUCAGGGGUUUUGAAUUAGUAUCGUGUCUCAAGGUGAAUUUCUUUAAAAGUAAAAUAUACGGGGUGAACGUGGAUGAGAGUUUUAUGGAGGCUGCAUCCCAUUUCCUUUGUUGUUGCAGAGACUCUUUGCCUUUCAAAUUUCUAGGAAUACAGGUUGGUUCAAAUCCUAGAAGAUGUGAUUCUUGGAAUCCGGUGUUGGUUAGUUUGAAGAAAAAGCUGUCUUGCUGGAAAGCGGGGUUGUUAUCAAUUGGUGGGAGGGUAACACUGCUGAACUCGAUUCUUUCAAGCAUUCCAAUCUAUACCAUGUCCUUCUACAAGGCACCUGUCAAGAUUAUAAAGGAGAUAAUCAAAAUACAAGGCAGAUUUCUUUGGUGUGGUAAGGAAGAUAAAAGAUGUAUUAAUUGGGUGAGUUGGAAUAACAUUUGCAGACCCAAAGAAGAAGGCGGACUCGGUUUAAGACACAUAGGACAUUUUAACAAAGCCUUGCUUUGUAAAUGGAAGUGGCGAAUACUGAUGGAAGAUGAUACUAUUUGGAAACAUAUAUUGAAGGCCAGAUAUGGGAAUUUGCAACAAGCUGUGAUGUGCGGCAUUGAUGCUAAGAAGACUAAGAAAAAUUCAGCAUGGUGGAAGGAUGUGAUUUCAGCCAGUACUUUAAAAACUAACUUUGAUUGUUUUGCAGGUGGCUUAUCAGCUAAAUUAGGCGCAGGAGACAUUAUCUUUUUCUGGCAUAAUAAAUGGCUUGGGGAGGCACCACUAAAAUCCAUGUUUCUAAACCUGUUCAGGCUUGCUGGAAAACCUAUGGGAAAGAUUUGCGAGAUGGGAAAUUGGAACGUCAACGAAUGGAAUUGGAACCUGCACGUCGAGGCAGACAAGAUGCUAGAGGAUCCGAUUGCAACAGAGGAAGCCUUUAGUCUAAUUGAGUUGUUAACAAAUAUCAGGCCCAUUACCGAGGUGAAAGACAAGUUGUUAUGGUGGCUGAAUCAAGACGGAGUUUUUAAUGUGAAAAGUUGUUACAAUCUAUUUCGUGACUGUGAUUUGGAAGAUGUGGUGGAAACUCAAACAAAGCUAGCGCUCAAUAGGAUUUGGAAGACUAACAUUCCAUCAAGAUUGAAGGUUUUCGGUUGGAGGGUGGCGCUCAAUAGGUUACCUACAAAAGAUCAAUUUGUAAAAAGAGGGAUAAUUCGAAAUGAACAAGAACUUUGUGUAUUCUGUAAUGAGAAGGCAGAAGACCUUGAUCAUCUAUUGUUCAAAUGCAAGAUAAGUCAAAAGGUGUGGAACAACAUCUAUGUUUGGUUGGAUAUCAAAGACAUGAAGGAUUUUGUUGGUGUGCAUCACUUGAGGAAUUUCACUCAAGCCUUACAGGGGAAGAUAAAGAAGAAGAAAUUAUGCUUAGUUUGGUUAGCUACUGUGUGGACGAUAUGGACAUGGAGAAACAAGAUCAUAUUCAAAGGCGAUCGAAAUAAGUUUGUAUCAAAGUCUAAAAGUGAUAGUGAAGAUUAG